Molecule: messenger RNA, 1461 nt
Organism: Ruditapes philippinarum (Manila clam)
Lineage: Eukaryota; Metazoa; Mollusca; Bivalvia; Venerida; Veneridae
Product: techylectin-5B-like
Exons: 12
Coding region: 139-1386 (415 amino acids)
Source: RefSeq, a predicted model, not a curated record
AUUGGUUUAUAAUACAAGGACAUUUAUUUAUGAUCUGUAUCUGGUAUAAACACUCCUCAUAAGAUAAGCUUUCGUUGCGACAUUUACGCAGCCCUUUUGUCAUCUAAGAUAUCUACGUGGCAAACUACAUACGGAAACAUGGGGCCAUUUUCGAUGUUGCUGAUUCAAACAGUGUUCGGCGUUGUAUUUAAACCAGCAAUGACUUUGACAUGUCUGCAGUGCAGCAAUAUCCCAAGACCACUUCAUUGUAAAACUGUUGUUAAUUGUUUCAAAGGGGAGAUGUGUGGCAUUGAAAAGUUUAAAAACAGUUUCGGUGAAGACCUCUUUAAUGUUGGAUGUAUGUCCUCAAUGAAAUGUUCAAAGUCCAAUAACACUGACUGUAGGGAAUGUUGCAAUCAUAAUUUAUGCAAUGUUGAAGGCUGUGGUGAAGAAGGUUACCCUUUUAUCCGUGGCUCGAUUUGUUACAACUGUCCACUUUACUCAGAUUCUCAGCCAUGCCAUAAUAUACAAUUUUGCGAAGCCGGAGAGUCAUGUAUGUUUGAUUCAAAAAGAGAAUUUGGAGAAAGCGUUUACUCAAGCGGUUGUGAAAACGUGCACAAUUGUGAGCAAAAGAAUGUAGCGAUUGUUGGACGAGAUCUUGAAGACAAUCCCGGAGUCAAUUUGAAGUCAAUCAAAGAACAUGUUUGUCGCCAGUGCUGUAAUCAGGAUCUGUGCAAUGACGAUUGUAACGCAACAAUAUAUACAUCUGGUGCACAAGAUUGCAAAGAUAUUCAACAAUUAUUUCCUGGAGCAAAUAGCGGAAUAUAUGACAUUACAUUAUGGAGAUCCAAAAAGACUUUAAAGGUUAUGUGUGACAUGGAUACUAAUGGAGGGGGAUGGACGGUAAUCCAGAGACGUGUUGAUGGAAACGUUGAUUUCAACAGAAGCUUUGCUGAGUAUGUAAAUGGUUUUGGAACCCUCCAUGGAGAAUUUUGGCUUGGACUAGAUGCAAUAAAAGAGUUGUCUGACAGAGGUGAAACGGAACUUAGGCUGGAUUUAAUGUCUUUAAACGGAGAUGUGGCCUAUGAAGUCUUCGGUAACUUUAGACAAGAGACGACACAAAAUUAUAUUCUCAAUAUCGAUCAGGGACAUGGUACAGCAGGAGAUAGCACUGGUCUCUCGUACAGUAAUGGUCACUCUUUUGGUGCGUAUGACAAGGACAGUACACACAAACAAUGUGCACUCAAUAGUGGAAGUGGAUGGUGGUUUCGUGGUUGCUCUUUCGCAAAUCUCAACGGAAUGUAUCCUGCAGAUGGUCCUUUUCAUCGUGAUGGUGGUUUUGAAUAUCACAAUUUUACACAUGGAAAACCGUUACGUGAAUCAAAAAUGAUGAUAAAAAUCGUUUAAUAUGUCAGUUAUUCAAUGUGCAAAUAGAAGCUAUACAUUACAUAUACAUGUAUAUAACAUAUUGAUUUAAAAAUG